UCAAACAGAUUCUUCUCUCUGUAGAGCGGAGAAUUGAGAUUCACUUCAUUCAACACGGCGAAAUGAACACGAUGACACCUCUGGGGUUUGCUCUGUAUCUGAUUUAUCUGCUCUUGGGAAGAAUGGCUCAGACAACUACUCAGAAAUCUUCCAUAUAUGUUCGUCAAGACAGUGGUUUUUAUUCAGCUAAUGUUGGUGAGGACGUGACUUUGCGAUGUUUCUACGAAGGUGACGCAGUGAUGUUUUACUGGUAUAAGCAAACUCUGGGACAGAAGCCAUGGCUCAUCUCUACCUUCUAUAAACAUGACAAAAAUGGCAACUUUCGUAAUGAAUUCGAGAACAACCCUCGUUUCACACUAGACACAGGAAAUGGUAAAAAUCACUUGACAAUCUCGGAUUUAUCCAUUUCAGACUCAGCUACUUACUACUGUACAGGUUCCUAUGCAUACGAUAUGGAAUUUGUAGAGGGUGCUACUGUCAGUGUAAAGGGUUCAGGUUUUAACAUACCAGCUUUGGUCCUUCAGUCAGCAUCUGAGCCCAUCCAGCCAGGAGGCUCUGUGACUCUGAACUGUACAGUACACACUGGGACCUGUGAUGGAGAACACAGUGUUUACUGGUUCAAAAACUCUGAAGAAUCUCAUCCAGGACUCAUUUACACCUAUGGAGGCAGGAACGAUCAGUGUGAGAGGAAUUCCAGCACACAAACACACACCUGUGUCUACAAUUUGCCACUGGAGAGCCUGAAUCUUUCUCAUGCUGAUACAUACUGUGCUGUUGCCUCAUGUGGACACAUACUGUUUGGAGACCACAAAAAGUUGGACUUGGAGUAUGAAGCGGACUCUUUUGUCUUGGUGUACUUCUUGAUUGGAGCUUUGUUGUUCACCACCAUCCUGAUUGUUGUACUGGCGUAUGCAGCCUAUACAAUGAACAACAAAAACUGCUGCCAAAAUACAGACUCAAGAUCUUCUGCUGACUUGGCUGCAAAUGCAGGGGAUUUCCAAGAUUCAGACAACCUCCAUUACGCAGCUUUGAGGGAACUCAAGGUCAACACAUCAACUAGACGGAAGGAUAACACACAGAGUGAAUGUUUGUACUCCGGUGUAAGGCAAUAGAGCUGGGAACAUUUCAUCUAUUUCUGUGUAAGAAGAACUUGUCUAUAAAUCUAUUAUUAAAAUGUA
Micropterus salmoides (largemouth bass) is the source of this 1178-nucleotide messenger RNA. RefSeq lists its product as uncharacterized. The record is from RefSeq and is a predicted model, not a curated record. The transcript is spliced from 5 exons. Lineage: Eukaryota; Metazoa; Chordata; Actinopteri; Centrarchiformes; Centrarchidae. Gene Ontology annotation, biological process: response to bacterium. The coding region runs from base 63 to 1112 and encodes 349 amino acids.